CGACAAAUUUUAAUCUUGCAAAAGCGGAGAUAUGUUUGGUCUCUAAUAAAGCAAUCAGAAGAUGUGAACGCUCUAUUUUUGGAAUAACGUUUCAGAUCGUAUCGUUUUCACUACUGGAAGCAGGAUGGGGGACAAAUUGAAUCCAGCUCCGAAGGAAAGUGGAGGCGGCAUUCUCAAUCGCAUCACGUCUAUGCGAAAACAGACAAAGAAGAACAAGGACAAAGAUGUCAACGGCCAUAAAAUGAAGGAGCGUUUGAAGAGCACUCAGGAGGAGCCGCUUUUUGACCAAGACAUGGAGGAAGAGAUUGAAAGGAUCAAGCAUUUACCGCCGGAGGAAUUCAACAAAAUGUUUGAGAAAAUGUUGGAGGAUAUGAACUUGUCAGAACAUCUGCGGGAACCAAUUCGCAACAGACAUAUGGUAAUAAAAGUGGAUAUGCUGUGCAGCUUUAAAAGAAGACAAAUGGCUUCACAGAAAACUUCGCACACUGGGUUGACAUCACCAGAAGAUUAUGUAAAGGAACUCAAUAAAUCAGAUGUGUCAGCUGAACAUCUCUUGAAAUCGCUGCAGUCUGUGCGGGUGUCACUCACUGGAAGACCACUUAGUUGGAUCCAGGAGUUUGGUGAAGAGGGACUCAAAUGCUUAAUCAAACACCUGAGGGAUUCCUGCUCAAAGCAAGGGCACAUUGAUAAACGAAUACAGCACGAGUGUGUGAGAUGUUUGAAGGCCUUCAUGAAUAACAAGUAUGGUCUCAAUAUGAUGUUAAAAAGUGAUGAUGGUUUGGUUUUACUGGCAAGAUCAAUGGAUCCAAGCUAUCCUAGCAUGAUGGCUGAUGUUGUCAAGUUGGUAGCUGCGGUGUGUCUCGUUAAUCAUGAUAAAGCCCUUGAGGCAAUCACGCGUUGUGGAGAGCUAGAAGAAUGUGGAAGAUUUGUGAAGCUAGUCGAAGCACUGGAUGAUGAUCACACUAAUCUGAAGAUCGCUUGUGUACAACUUCUCAAUGCCCUCGUCAGUACUCCAGAUGACUUGGAUUUCAGAUUGCAUUUGAGAAAUGAAUUUGCUAGAGAAGGCUUGAAUGAGCCAUUACAGGAUCUUAGAGAACUAGAAAAUGAUGAUUUAAAUGUUCAGUUGGACAUUUUUGAAGAACACAGGGAUGACGACUCUGCUGAAUUCCAGCAGAGAUUCACAGACAUUAAAAUAAACUUUGAGGAUCGAAAUGAGAUUAUACAGAUAAUAACAAACCUCAUCCAAGACACUCCAUCAGAACCCAUGUUCCUCUCCAUACUCCAGCACUUGUUGCUCAUUAGAGAUGAUGUUUAUGCCAGACCUCAAUACUACAAAUUAAUUGAAGAGUGCAUAUCUCAAAUUGUCCUUCACCGAGGUGGAGUUGAUCCAGACUUUGCCCUUAAAAGAAUUGAUAUCGAUGUAGAACCCCUCAUUGAAAAUCUGGUUGAAAAAGCACAGUAUGAGGAAGCAGCUGAAAAAUCCGUGCAGCUGGAAACUAAGCUGGAACUUGAAACAACAAUGCGACAAGAAUGUGAAGCUAAAUUAACAUUAACGUCGACAAAUUUUGAAACGAAGAUAGCUGCCCUGGAGAAGGAGCUUGCAGAAGCGCGUGAACAGGCCAAGCGAGCUGUUCCUAUAUCAGGUGGCCCUCCUCCGCCUCCACCACCACCGGGUGGAGCUGCUCCCCCUCCCCCACCUCCACCUCCUCCUCCACCUGGAGGUCCCCCAGCCCCUCCGUUGCCCCCAUUCCCCGGUGGGGGUCCGCCUCCUCCUCCCCCGCCACCCCCUCCUGGUGGUGGAGUACCACCUCCCCCACCUUUUCCAGGUGGUGGUCCACCGCCACCACCCCCACCCCCAGGAAUGGGUGCACCGCCUCCGCCGUUCCCUGGCAUGGGUCCCCGCCCUCCGUUUGGAUCCCCUGUACCUGUUUUACCUCCUGGUGUUGCUCCGAAGAAGAAAUACAAACAGGACGUACAACUGAAGAGAGCAAACUGGAAUAAGAUCAACAUGAAGAACUUCACAGAAAAUACUUUCUGGGCUAAAACGAAAGAGGAGAAGUUGGAAAAGCCUGGAUUAUUUGAUGAGCUGUCGAAGACGUUUGCCGCAAAAGGUGCUCCCAAAAAGGCAGAGGGAGGUGAAGGAAUGGAAAAGAAAGCAGCGGCCAAGAAAAAAGGCAAAGAUUUAAAGAUUAUCGAUCCAAAAAGCGCGCAGAACUUAUCGAUUUUCCUUGGCUCACUUAAGUUACCACAUAGAGAGGUCAAGAAGUUGAUUAUGAACUGUGAUCAGGUGGUUUUGACAGAAAGCGCCAUUAACUCUCUACUGAAGUAUCUUCCAUCGCCAGAUCAGAUGCAACAGCUUGGAAAUAUGAAAGAAAAUUUUGACGAUCUCAGUGAUCCGGAACAGUUUGCUUGCUUGCUAAGUGGUAUUAAAAAAUUGGAACCAAGAUUGAACAUGAUACUUUUCAAGAUGAAGUUUCCUGAAGAAAUGCAAGAUGUUAAACCGAACGUUGUAAAUGCAACUGCCGCAUGUAGAGAAGUAAAAACUAGCCCCAAAUUUUCCAAGUUUCUUGAACUAGUUCUUCUCAUGGGUAACUACAUGAACGCUGGAUCCAGGAACGAGGGAUCCAUGGGAUUUGAGAUGAACUAUCUCACCAAGUUGAGUUCAACCAAGUCCGUGGACGGUCAGUUGACUUUGGUUCAUUUUCUGGACGACAUCAUAGAAACCAGAUAUCCAGAGAUUUUAGGUUUUGAAAAAGAGCUAACACACGUUGAACAAGCUGCCAGAGUCUCGGAUGAAAUUCUUCAGAAAUCAAUCAACAGUAUGCAGGCAAACCUCAAGAAGCUCGAAAAAGAAUUGGAAAUCUACAAGCCGCACAAUGAUCCAGAAGACAAGUUUAUGCCGGUUAUGGAGGGCUUUUACAACAGUGCCAAAGACCAAAUAGAUGUCCUGGUUGAGAUGCACAAAAACAUGACCACAAUGUACAAGGAGCUGGUGGAGUAUUUCUGCUUGGACAUCAAGAAAACAUCCAUGGAAGAAUUCUUCGGUGACAUCAAAACCUUCUUAGACUUUUUUGAGAAAGCGAAGAAGGACAAUGCAAAACGAAAAGAGAAAGAAGAAAAGGAUAAAAAGGCAAAAGAACGAGCGGAAAAAGAUAAAGAAAGGAAGAAGCGAAUGGAAACUGAGAAAUCCAAACGAAAGCCUGUUGUGGAUAUGAAUGCAGAUGAUGAUCAAGAGGGAGUUUUAGACGGUCUCAUGGAGGCGCUCAACACAGGAUCUGCCUUUAGAGAUCCCACCCGACCCGCGCGGAAAAAGGCGGGAGGCAAAAAAGCUCGACCUGUGGACUUACGCCGGUCACGAACCCGCACAAAUAUACCCGUACAGAAGAUAAUGGAUGCACAAAAUGUUGUCGACGGGCAGCAAAAUGCAGUAGAUAUAAAUAUCGAUGAUCAGCCCGUAGCUCCUUCAAGACGAAAAAAGGACGACAGGCGCGAAGGAGGAGAGAAAAGCGAAGAGGGUCUUGAAGACGAGGCGCAGGACAUUUUAGAAAGAUUAAAAAAGUUAUGAGUGUUGCAAGAUGAGAGAAGGUCCUUCGCGGGACAGUAGGUCAUGUAUGGUCUUACUUAAAGUGGAAACAAAAACAGCAGCCCAAGCAGGAAUUUCUCUUAUUUGUUUGAGAGAGUUCACUGGGACUUAUACCACGGCGGUCUUGCAUGACUGUAUCAGUGUGUCUUUACUACUACUUUGGGUAAAAUGUGUUAUUGACGCUCAUCGAAGCGAUGGCGAAAAUUAAGAAACUUAUUAAUCAGUAAAGAUGAUAGGAAAUGUAAUGAAAAAUCUAUUUCGUGGAACACGGAUUGUUUUGAAUUCCAAACGGCUGACUGCAAAGUCCAUUAAAUCUAUAAUCUUGCAAUGAA
Molecule: messenger RNA, 3915 nt
Organism: Stylophora pistillata
Lineage: Eukaryota; Metazoa; Cnidaria; Anthozoa; Scleractinia; Pocilloporidae
Product: protein diaphanous homolog 2
Biological process (GO): actin filament polymerization; actin cytoskeleton organization
Cellular component (GO): actin filament
Molecular function (GO): actin binding; small GTPase binding
Source: RefSeq, a predicted model, not a curated record